AUGCAAGGCACGGCGUUGCCUCUUCUGCUCGCGUUUUUAGCGGCGUCGGUGAUUGUCGCGCCAGAUCUGGGUGGCGGCUCUGGCGGAGAUCUUGGCGGCGGCAGCGGCGGCGAUUUGGGCGGCGGCGGCGAUUCGGGCGGUGGCAGCGGCGGCGAUUUGGGAGGCGGCUCUGGCGGAGAUUUAGGCGGCGGCAGCGGUGGAGAUUUGGGCGGCGGCAGCGUCGGAGAUCUGGGCGGACCUGGCGGGCAGCAGGGCGGUCCCGGCGGACAGCAGGGUGGUCCCGGCGGACAGCAGGGCGGUUCCGGCGGACAGCAGGGCGGUCCCGGCGGACAGCAGGGCGGUCCCGGCGGACAGCAGGGCGGUCCCGGCGGACAGCAGGGCGGUCCAGGCGGACAGCAGGGCGGUCCAGGUGGACAGCAGGGCGGUCCAGGCGGACAGCAAGGCGGUCCCGGCGGACAGCAGGGCGGUCCCGGCGGAAAGCAGGGCGGACAGCAGGGCGGCAGCGGCGGAGAUCUGGGCGGCGGCAGCGGGGGAGAUCUGGGCGGCGGCAGCGGCGGACCUGGCGGACAGCAGGGCGGUCCCGGCGGACAGCAGGGCGGUCCCGGCGGACAGCAGGGCGGUCCAGGCGGACAGCAGGGCGGUCCAGGCGGACAGCAGGGCGGUCCCGGCGGACAGCAGGGCGGUCCCGGCGGACAGCAGGGCGGUCCCGGCGGACAGCAGGGCGGUCCAGGCGGACAGCAGGGCGGUCCAGGCGGACAGCAGGGCGGUCCAGGCGGACAGCAAGGCGGUCCCGGCGGACAGCAGGGCGGUCCCGGCGGAAAGCAGGGCGGACAGCAGGGCGGCAGCGGCGGAGAUCUGGGCAGCGGCAGCGGGGGAGAUCUGGGCGGCGGCAGCGGCGGACCUGGCGGACAGCAGGGCGGUCCCGGCGGACAGCAGGGCGGUCCCGGUGGACAGCAGGGCGGUCCAGGCGGACAGCAGGGCGGUCCUGGCGGACAGCAGGGCGGUCCCGGCGGACAGCAGGGCGGUCCCGGCGGACAGCAGGGCGGUCCCGGCGGACAGCAGGGCGGUCCUGGCGGACAGCAGGGCGGUCCCGGCGGACAGCAGGGCGGACAGCAGGGCGGCAGCGACGGAGAUCUGGGCGGUGGCAGCGGGGAAGAUCUGAGCGGCGGCAGCGGCGGACCUGGCGGCCAGCGGGCGGACCUGGCGGACAACAGCGGUCCCGGCGGACAACAGGGCGGUCCCGGCGGACAGCAGGGCGGUCCCGGCGGACAGCAGGGCGGUCCUGGCAGACAGCAGGGCGGUCCCGGCGGACAGCAGGGCGGUCCAGGCGGACAGCAGGGCGGUCCAGGCGGACAGCAGGGCGGUCCCGGCGGACAGCAGGGCGGUCCCGGCGGACAGCAGGGCGGUCCAGGCGGACAGCAGGGCGGUCCAGGCGGACAGCAGGACGGUCCCGGCGGACAGCAAGGCGGUCCCAGCGGACAGCAGGGCGGUCCCGGCGGACAGCAGGGCGGUCCUGGCGGACAGCAGGGCGGUUCCGGCGGACAGCAGGGCGGACAGCAGGGCGGCAGCGGCGGAGAUCUGGGCGGUGGCAACGGGGAAGAUCUGAGCGGCGGCAGCGGCGGACCUGGCGGACAGCGGGCGGACCUGGCGGACAACAGCGGUCCCGGCGGACAACAGGGCGGUCCCGGCGGACAGCAGGGCGGUCCCGGCGGACAGCAGGGCGGUCCCGGCGGACAGCAGGGCGGUCCCGGCGGACAGCAGGGCGGUCCCGGCGGACAGCAGGGCGGUCCCGGUGGACAGCAAGGCGGACAACAGGGCGGACCUGGCGGACAGCAGGGCGAGCAGCAGGGCGGACCUGGCGGGCAGCAGGGCGGGCAGCAGGGCGGACCCGGUGGGCAGCAGGCCGGACCUGGCGGGCAGCAGGGCGGGCAGCAGGGCGGACCUGGCGGGCAGCAGGGCGGGCAGCAGGGCGGGCAGCAGGGCGGGCAGCAGGGCGGACCUGGUGGGCAGCAGGGCGGGCAGCAGGGCGGACCUGGCGGGCAGCAGGGCGGGCAGCAGGGCAGACCUGGCGGGCAGCAGGGCGGACCUGGCGGGCAGCAGGGCGGGGAGCAGGGCGGACCUGUCGGGCAGCAGGGCGGACCUGGCGGGCAGCAGGGCGGGCAGCAGGGCGGACCUGGCGGGCAGCAGGGCGGGCAGGGCGGACCUGGCGGGCAGCAGGGCGGACCUGUCGGGCAGCAGGGCGGACCUGGCGGGCAGCAGGGCGGACCUGGCGGGCAGAAGGGCGGACCUGGCGGGCAGCAGGGUGGGCAGCAGGGCGUACCUGGCGGGCAGCAGGGUGGACAGCAGGGCGGACAGCAGGGCGGACAGCAGGCACCUGGCGGACAACAGGGAGGUGCUGGUGGGGAGCAGGGGGGAACCGGUGGGCAGCAGGGUGGUUCUGGCGGAGAUCAGGGGGGAUCUGGCGGGGGAUCUGGAGGGAUUACUACUCUUCAGAAUGUGGGAGACAGCACUUUCUCAAAGAUUGGUGUGAAGGCAGGAAAGGGGGGAAAGGGCGGCAAGGGUGGAAAGGGAGGGAAGGGGGGAAAGGGUGGCAAGGGCGGAAAGAAGUGA
Closterium sp. Naga37s-1 is the source of this 2610-nucleotide messenger RNA. The record is from the annotation of a GenBank genome assembly. NCBI's taxonomy places the organism in Eukaryota, Viridiplantae, Streptophyta, Zygnematophyceae, Desmidiales, Closteriaceae.